AUGAAAUUUGUCCUGGCCCGUCUUCGGCCCUGUUCCGUCCCGAACAGAUCAUCAAUGGUAAAGAAGAUGCGGCUAACAAUUACGCACGAGGACACUACACCAUCGGAAAAAAACUCAUAGACGUUGUUCUCGAAAAAAUCAAAGAGCAGGCGGAGAACUGCAUGGGUUUGCAAGGUUUUA
Messenger RNA from Angiostrongylus costaricensis, 180 nucleotides. Lineage: Eukaryota; Metazoa; Nematoda; Chromadorea; Rhabditida; Metastrongylidae. The record is from the annotation of a GenBank genome assembly.